AAUGAUGAAAAAUGUUGAAACUCAUUAUAGAUCAGGGUGUUUAAGUCUAGAAUAUGAGAGAAAGUAUUUCUUCUUCAGAUGGUUCAAAUAGAAAACAGACAAGAAGAUUCGAAAUAAUAAGAUAAAUAUGGAGGAAUACAAGAAAUAAAUUGCUCAUAGGAAGAUUAAUUAAGAGUAAGAAGAAUUAGAUUUAUAAGGGGAUUUAAGAAGAGUAUUCAUUAUAGCAUUUAUCAGUAGACAUCUCCUAGAAUCUUAUGAU
This is a messenger RNA of Paramecium pentaurelia, 259 nucleotides long. The record is from the annotation of a GenBank genome assembly. Lineage: Eukaryota; Ciliophora; Oligohymenophorea; Peniculida; Parameciidae.